Molecule: messenger RNA, 2927 nt
Organism: Hymenoscyphus albidus
Lineage: Eukaryota; Fungi; Ascomycota; Leotiomycetes; Helotiales; Helotiaceae
Source: the annotation of a GenBank genome assembly
AUGGAUAUGCCGACAUCCAUCGUGCCACCAGCUGGUGGAAAACGCAGGGCUCCCAAGGCUCGGACAAUGACUGCGAAAGACUGGAAGAAGUAUGAAGAUCGACUCAAGCAGUUGUAUGCUGAAGAAGGCAAAUCUUAUAAGGAACUGGUGGUAAUCAUGAACCAUGAGACCGGGCGCUGUUUAACGUGACCUACUUUCUGUCGCCGUUUUCAUAGUACAUGUCUAAUUUUACCCAGCGAGCGACAGCUCAAAGUCAAAGUUCAGAAGAUGAAGCUCGAGCGAAAUUCAAAGCCAGGAGACCGAAGGGCAGUUAUUCGUCAUAUCCAACAUCGCAUGAUCAUCAACAAAAACUGUAGCCGUGUACGGAUCCGAGGCCACGAGAUUAGUGCAGAAAAGUUGGGUCGUUGGUUUAAGGAUUUUGCCCCUCAAUUCUCAUUCAUGCCCGCAAGAUCACCGUCGCGUAAGUUUGCAUCAAUUUUCUUCCUUCUCAUAAAAAGUCUUUUACACAUAUUCCUUUGGUUUAGCUCAAGAUGACCGCUUCUGAUCUCAUCAUUCCUCCCGUUCGAUCUUUCAACACAGAAUUUACUCUGACAAAUGACAGCUCUGCCAAGUUGCAUAAGCAUGUAUACCUCUUCUCAAUUUGGCUCCCCGGGAUUGACUAAUACACGACUGCUGGCUGGUCUUCCUACUACCGGUUUGAUCAAACCAAACGACGAAAGUAGCGCGGUUAUUGAGAGACUCCUCAAGUACGCUGGGACUCCAACCAAUGCAAUUCAGAACUUCGAAGCCCGCUCUGUGUUUAACGACCUUCAAACAAUCCUUCCUGACGACCAUAAUCACGAAAAAAUACGCAGCUAUUGGCAAAUGUCUCUUAGCUUGUGGAAUCCCAGGGUUGAAGAUGACCUUAUGCGGGUGAGAAAUAUGAUGAAUAUGAAUCUGGGGGCUAUUAAGAUUGAUAGUGAGAAUUGUCAUUUGUUAGAUUCCAGCAAUAAUUUGCCAAGGAAUGCAGCAACUCAAACGAUCCCCAGCACUUCUUCCUCGAUAGCUUAUUCGAAGUUUAAGACUCCAAGAAGAUAUCACAGGCACGCAGCUUGGAUAACACCCUAUGGAAGAGUCGAAACGUCUUUUUGGACAAUUCUGGACAAUUACAAUACAGAAAUCGCUGGAAAGGCUUACCCGAAAGAGUUUUCCGCAGCCAGGAUAGUUGUGUUACCAUCUCAAGCCCGAAGCCGGGUGGUGGUUGACUUUACUCCCGGCCUGGACCCCUGGGCCAAAAUAAUUUAUCAGGCCACGAUUCCGAGAGGUUCACGAGUGUUUCAAAUUAUUGAAAGUGGUAAUCUCCAUCGACUAAUGGAAGUCAUCCAGGAAGGAACUGCAUCUCUGACGGACCGUGACGAGGACGGGUGCUCACUCUUGAAUGUAAGUUAUCUCUGAGGUGGCAGCCACCAAGACAAGAGCUGAUCUAUAAGAAGUAUGCUAUGAAUUAUUCUCAUCCAGGUUUAUGCAGAUAUCUUGUUGAAAAAGGUGCAGACGUUAAUGCAGUUGAGUGCGAUAUACGUUUUGUGGAUCGUGUGGGGUAAGCUUGCCUUACAGAUAAUUAGUUUCUCGAAAGCCACUACUUCUACUUAUCCGUAUAUGUAUCAUAAAUAUUGCUCGAGUAUUUACUGACACCAAAGACUCUGCAGCCCAGUUCACGCAAAGUCGGGAUUUACGAUAAGCCAAGUAAAUGAGGAAAGGCGUGUAAGAGCAGUUCAAUGUACAAAUAUUUGCUAUACGAAUUCCGCAGACCCAUCGAUUCAAAGCUACGGGGGAGCUGGAGUAUGGGAUGAUUCUUUAGUUAGGUACAUUAUCGAUGGCUCAUUGGUCAGUAAUUUACAUGUUUCAUGUGUUUCAGAUCUAACAAAUAUCAGGAGGAUUUAAGACACGUUCUAGACUAUGGGAGGGUUUUCCUAGACCUUAAAAAGUCCCGUUAUAUCCAUAAGAUUGCCGACUGCUGUGGUUAUGCCUAUUCGGAUGCCCUCAGUAUAGUUGACAAAGCCAUUACUCUCAUAAAGCGAGGUAUCGACAUCUCAUCCCGCAUUAAUGGCGGUGAUACUGUUCUGCACACCAUUCUUCGUUGUGAGCGUGAGCACGAACAAUACUCAAGAAAUAAAGCAUGGAGGUCAGGGGGUCUAUGGGCUUGGGAAGUCUCGCUCAAAGCACCCAAAGACCUGAUCAUGGCUUGUAUAUCCGCUGGGGCGGAUGUAUACGUAAAGAACGACGCCGGCGAGACUCCUUCAAUGAUAGCGCAAGCGUAUGGGAGAGUCAAGGAAUGGUCUGAAGCUCUCACUGAAUGCGGCUUUUAUGCUCCUAGUGUCCUGGGAUAUUCUGACUCAAAAAGUUCUAGUGAGGAGUUUGUCUAUGAACGACAAAAAUCGAAACUCUCCUUUGAUGAAUUUUGUCGAAAAAGGGAGCGAGAACCUCAAAUCAAAGAAGGCCGGGAUCCUAGCUAUAAUGAUCAACUUUGGUGAUUGGGGAUGGGACUGGUGAUGAAGAUAGUGGUGACGAAUCUUGUGAAGAUGAUGAGCUUUGGGAAAUUGACGAUGGAUGGGACUAGCGAUGAAGGCAGUGGUGACGAAUCUUCUGGAGAUGUUGGAUGCUCAACAUCCAACGAAGAACCUACGGCAGAAGACGCCACGGUGCUCUCCAACAACCACGACGACACUGAGUUAAAUGUCUCUACGGAAGAAAUGGACCAAGAUUCCGCUCUCUCUGGUUUCAAAAACGCUGAGGAUAUGUCAAGUGAAACAUUUACGACAGGAAUAGAUCUUGGAACUGGAUCGUUUACAGAUGGCAUGGAUUUUGGCUAUGAUGAUUUGGCGGCGUCUCAGCCAGAUUUCUUGGGGGCUUCCUUUGAUUUUGACGCUUAUUUGAAUGAGAUGAUGUAA